Molecule: messenger RNA, 1293 nt
Organism: Cucurbita pepo subsp. pepo (vegetable marrow)
Lineage: Eukaryota; Viridiplantae; Streptophyta; Magnoliopsida; Cucurbitales; Cucurbitaceae
Product: NADPH-dependent aldo-keto reductase, chloroplastic
Molecular function (GO): oxidoreductase activity
Source: RefSeq, a predicted model, not a curated record
CAUUAUAAAAUUGGGGGGAAAAAUCAAUCCACUUCGUAUCUGUUCAUUUCCGUCCAUUUCAUUUGCGUUUGGUUCCCUCGAACUCAAGUUCCGUCUCUCGUGAAAGCUUGGAAAUGGCUACUCAAAUCUCGUUUUUCCAGUUGAAUACCGGGGCUAAGAUCCCCUCCGUUGGGCUCGGAACUUGGCAGGCACCCGAAGGUCUCGUCGCUAACGCCGUUGCCGCCGCCGUCAAGAUCGGGUAUCGUCAUAUUGAUUGUGCUCAAAUCUAUGGCAACGAGAAGGAGAUUGGUUCAGUUCUCCAAAAACUUUUUCAGGAUAAUGUGGUUAAGCGUGAAGAUUUGUGGAUCACUUCGAAACUCUGGUGUACUGAUCAUGCUCCAGAAGAUGUUCCUGCAGCACUUGACAGAACUCUGAGAGACUUGCAGCUUGAUUAUGUUGAUCUAUACCUUAUCCAUUGGCCAGUUCGGAUGAAAAAGGGAUCGACUGGCUUUACCCCUGAAAAUCUUGUGGCGCCAGACUUACCGGGCACAUGGAGAGCCAUGGAAGCACUCUUUGAUUCUGGAAAAGCCCGAGCUAUUGGUGUAAGCAAUUUCUCUAGCAAGAAACUUGCAGAUCUACUGGAGGUUGCUCGUGUUCCUCCUGCUGUCAAUCAGGUGGAGUGUCACCCAUCAUGGCAGCAGGACAAAUUACAUGAAUUCUGUAAAUCAAAAGGAGUUCAUCUAUCUGGAUACUCUCCAUUGGGUUCACCUGGGACAACUUGGCUCAAGAGUGAUGUUCUCCAGAGCCCAAUUCUUAAAGAGAUUGCUGAUAAACUUGGCAAGACUCCUGCACAAGUUGCUCUUCGCUGGGGACUACAAAAGGGUCAUAGCGUGCUUCCAAAAAGUACUACCGAGUCAAGGAUCAAAGAGAACUUAGAUGUUUCCGAUUGGUCCAUACCUGAAGAUUUGAUGGCCAAGUUUUCUAAGUUUGAUCAGGCAAGGCUACUCAGAGGAACCUUUGCCGCGAAUGAGAAUUAUGUCUACCGAACUGUUGAGGAUUUAUGGGAUGGAGAGAUCUAAAGCUGUCAGCUCUAUCAUUUAGAGGGUAAGUAGAUAACCCGUAUCGCCGACGGUUGAAAGAAAAUAAUUGAAGUUUGAAUAUUCUCCUGUGGGGAUUUGAAGUUGUUUCAUUCCAAAUCUGGUUGUAUUCUCUAGUUAUUGGGUUCUUCUCCUUGUACAUUGUGCUCUAGUUUUAGAGUCUGUAUGGAGAGAUGAGAUGCCUUAAAAUUUUUGAGUACACUAAAGCAUUUUCAAC